Messenger RNA from Engraulis encrasicolus (European anchovy), 2895 nucleotides. RefSeq names its product arylsulfatase A-like. NCBI's taxonomy places the organism in Eukaryota, Metazoa, Chordata, Actinopteri, Clupeiformes, Engraulidae. The coding region runs from base 327 to 1841 and encodes 504 amino acids. The transcript has 8 exons. The record is from RefSeq and is a predicted model, not a curated record. Gene Ontology annotation, molecular function: arylsulfatase activity.
UCAGAAGGCAAACAGCAACAACUUUGAAAUCAUCACGUCGGCGAGGUGUAGGCUAAUUGAACAAGCGAGGCUCCUUAUUUGUAUCGUGCGGACUGUAUUAGGCAAUACGUACGCAGAAGGGUCAACCAAAACGGUCAACUGAAGAAAUCUUUGAACAAGACCAGCAGUGUUGUUUCCUAGCCAUGUAAUAGGCUACACCAAAGAAGUCAGUUCCUGUUUUAUAACCGUGGUUGUUAUAAUGCUAUAACGCUAUUCCAUUGACUGGGUGAAGAAGGACUUCUCGUCGUAUGUUGUAUGGUGUUUAAGUCUUAAACUUUAAGAUCAUCAUGGGUCUGCCGAUGGUUCUGGUCCGGUUAGCUGUAUUUCUAUGUCUGACUGUACAUUGCGUGAGUUCCUCGCCUCCGAAUUUCAUCCUAUUGUUUGCCGAUGACUUGGGCUUUGGGGACCUUGGCUGCUUCGGACACCCCAGUUCGGUGACGCCCCACCUGGACAAACUUGCCGCUGGAGGACUGCGAUUCACCGACUUUUAUGUGACCAGCCCCGUCUGUAGCCCCUCCAGAGCAUCCCUUCUAACAGGGCGGUACCAGACUCGCUCAGGGAUCUUCCCAGGAGUUCUGUACCCCGGCUCUAAAGGGGGUCUCCCCCUAAACGAGACCACCAUCGCUGAGGUCCUGAAGCCCCUGGGCUACAACACGGCCAUGAUGGGGAAGUGGCACCUUGGAGUGGGACAAAACGGCACAUACCUGCCCACCCGGCAAGGCUUUGACUCCUACCUGGGCAUUCCCUAUUCACAUGACAUGGGUCCCUGUCAUAAUCUGACAUGCUUCCCUCCCGAUGUGAAGUGUUUCGGUUUCUGUGACCGUGGGGUGGUGACGGUUCCUCUGAUGCACAACGAGGAUAUUAUCCAGCAGCCUGUGGACUUCCUGAAUCUGGAGACGGCCUACAGCAAGUUUGCCAGCAAAUUCAUCAGAGACUCUGCACAGAAGGGCCAGCCAUUUUUCCUCUACUACCCUUCACAUCAUACCCACUACCCCCAGUUUGCGGGGCCCAGGGCAGCUGGGAAGUCCCGGAGAGGGCCGUUUGGAGACGCCCUCAUGGAGCUGGACACCACCGUUGGAGAGAUACUACACACACUCAAAGAGACCGGCGUCCUCAACAACACACUCAUCUUCUUCACAGCUGACAACGGGCCUGAGCUGAUGCGCAGGUCUCGUGGUGGAAAUGCUGGGCUCAUGAAGUGUGGCAAAGGCACCACCUACGAGGGUGGGAUGAGGGAACCUGCCAUCGCCUACUGGCACAGCCGCAUCUCACCAGGGGUCACUCAUGAGCUGGCCAGCUCUCUGGACAUUCUGCCCACCUUCGCCCUGCUGGCUGGAGCUCCUCCACCCAAAGUGACCCUGGACGGGGUCGACAUGUGCAGCAUCCUGUUCCAACGAGGACCUAGUCAGAGAGAGGCUAUGUUCUACUACCCUACAGACCCCAGUGAGAAAUACGGUGUGUUUGCAGUCAGGAUGGGCAAGUACAAAGCCCAUUACUACACAAGAGGAGCAACCCACAGCGAUACCACCCCAGACCAGGACUGCCAUGUCACAGCCUUCCAGAAGCAUCACGACCCCCCACUCCUCUUCGACCUCGAGGCCGACCCCUCAGAGAACUACAGCCUCUCCCCAGACAAGCACCCUGAGGUGGGCUGGGUGCUCAAGCGCAUGCAGUAUCUCCGUGAUGAUUUCCAGGCCUCCAUGGUGUUUGGGGAGAGCCAGGUGGAGCUGGGCAUCGACCCUGCUUUGGAGCCCUGCUGCAACCCCUCCUGCACCCCCAAACCGGACUGCUGCACCUGCUGAUGAGGAUGGAGGAGGAUGAAGGAGACAGAGCAGGCUGGCAUUGUGGGAGAUGGACUGAGAAGAGGAAAGAGGGAAAGGGAGACGCUGUGAGACAUAAUGAUCGAAGAAGAGAGUGAUUAAGGCAGAUUGGGACAAAGGAAAAAAGAAAAGAUAAAAUGAUGGGAAGGGGAAUCAUAAGAAGCAAGUAAUGAGAUUGACAGGAGCUGACUAUGGUGACUGCAAGACUUGCAGUCAUUCCUCCAAACAUUUCUAAUCAGUACAUCACCAGCACACUCUCACAGGUGUACUGUGGACACUGUUAAUGUGAUUUUAUGUGAAAUUUUGUACGUAAUGAAUCAGCCUGUGAUCUGCCCUCCAAAGACUGUGUCCAUCUCCUUGUGUGAGAAAAAGAAAGACCGCUGCACUCCUAAUCACUCGUUGGGUGGUCAGUGGGGCUUGUGCAGUGGAAUGCUUGAGGGACACUGACUACAAUCUGAGAAGAUGUCUGAAGCUCAUAGUCUCAGCCACUACUCAUGUGAUCUCUGAGAAAAUAGUUUUAUCCAUAAAUGGCCUUACGUUGUACACGAUGGCAUAUGAGGACCUCAGAGCCGCCCACAUGCAAUUCGCAUGGCCUUACAUUAGUGGCAUAUGGUAUGAAGAACAGAGGCCAGAUACGCGAGUCAAUGUGUAGAACAACUGUGACUAGAAACCUCAUUUGCUAUGAUUGUUGUCCCUGAGUGUGUUGAAUUGUUGUUUCCGAGAGUGUGUGUGGAAGUGUGUAUGACUGAGUAUGAAUGAGGACUACGUAUAUGGCACAAUUCUCGUCUGUCUUAAACAGUUUGCCCUUGACCUCAAGAGGCCUCAAGAGUCGACAUGGACUACGGAUUAUCCUAACAACAUCAUACUGAUUAUCCUAAUUUAUAUGCCUGAGAGACUCAAUUGCCUCAAUCAAGUGUUUAGAAUGACGCAGUGAAUGUUGAAAUUAUUUUUAAAAGGGACCACUUAUUGAUUUAAUUUUUUGCUUCUAAUGUGGAGAAACUGAAUUAACAUUUUAAUAAAUGGUUUUAAAAAUGAA